CUCCCCCUCCUGCUUUCCUCCAGCAAGUGCACACUCGCUAGUGGUCUGAACCGGCGGCAGGGUUUAAUGGCAGAGCUAUUUUCUUUCCAAACUAUUCAAAAUGAUGAACGAAGAUGCAGCUCAGAAAAGCGACAGUGGCGAGAAGUUCAAUGGCAGUAGCCAGAGGAGAAAAAGACCCAAAAAGUCUGACAGCAAUGCAAGUUUCCUUCGAGCUGCCAGAGCAGGCAACCUGGACAAAGUGGUGGAGUAUCUGAAAGGAGGCAUAGACAUCAACACCUGCAAUCAGAAUGGACUCAACGCUCUCCAUUUGGCAGCCAAGGAGGGCCACGUGGGCCUGGUUCAGGAGCUGCUGGGAAGAGGGUCUGCUGUGGAUUCAGCUACUAAGAAGGGAAAUACUGCUCUUCACAUCGCAUCUUUGGCUGGACAAGCAGAAGUUGUCAAAGUUCUCGUUAAGGAAGGAGCCAAUAUUAACGCACAGUCUCAGAAUGGCUUCACACCUUUAUAUAUGGCUGCCCAAGAGAAUCAUAUUGAUGUUGUAAAAUAUUUGCUGGAAAAUGGAGCUAAUCAGAGCACUGCUACUGAGGAUGGCUUCACACCCCUCGCUGUGGCGCUCCAGCAGGGGCACAACCAGGCAGUGGCCAUCCUCUUGGAGAAUGACACCAAGGGCAAAGUGAGGCUACCGGCCCUACAUAUUGCAGCAAGGAAAGAUGACACCAAAUCUGCCGCACUCCUGCUUCAGAAUGAUCACAAUGCUGACGUACAAUCCAAGAUGAUGGUGAAUAGGACAACUGAGAGUGGUUUUACCCCUUUGCACAUAGCUGCACACUAUGGAAAUGUCAACGUGGCCACCCUUCUUCUAAACCGGGGAGCUGCUGUGGACUUCACAGCCAGGAAUGGAAUCACUCCUCUACAUGUGGCUUCCAAAAGGGGAAACACAAACAUGGUAAAGCUCUUACUGGAUCGUGGAGGCCAGAUCGACGCCAAAACUAGGGAUGGAUUGACUCCACUUCAUUGUGCUGCAAGAAGUGGGCACGACCCAGUGGUAGAGCUUCUGCUGGAGCGGGGUGCUCCCUUGCUGGCAAGGACUAAGAAUGGGCUGUCUCCACUACACAUGGCUGCUCAAGGGGACCACGUGGAAUGUGUGAAGCACCUGUUACAGCACAAGGCACCUGUUGAUGAUGUCACCCUAGACUACCUGACGGCCCUCCAUGUUGCUGCACACUGUGGCCACUACCGUGUAACCAAACUUCUUCUGGACAAGAGAGCCAAUCCGAAUGCAAGAGCUCUGAAUGGUUUUACUCCACUGCACAUUGCCUGCAAGAAAAACCGCAUCAAAGUCAUGGAACUACUGGUGAAAUAUGGGGCUUCAAUCCAAGCUAUAACAGAGUCUGGCCUCACACCAAUACAUGUGGCUGCCUUCAUGGGCCACUUGAACAUUGUCCUCCUUCUGCUGCAGAACGGAGCCUCUCCAGAUGUCACUAACAUUCGUGGGGAGACUGCACUGCACAUGGCUGCCCGGGCAGGGCAGGUGGAAGUCGUGAGAUGCCUCCUGAGAAAUGGUGCCCUUGUUGAUGCUCAAGCCAGGGAGGAACAGACACCAUUGCAUAUUGCUUCCCGCCUGGGUAAAACAGAAAUUGUCCAGCUGCUUCUCCAACAUAUGGCUCAUCCAGAUGCGGCCACGACAAAUGGGUACACGCCACUGCACAUCUCUGCCAGGGAGGGCCAAGUAGAUGUGGCAUCGGUCCUCUUGGAAGCUGGAGCAGCCCACUCCCUAGCCACUAAGAAGGGUUUUACUCCACUCCAUGUAGCAGCCAAGUAUGGAAGCCUGGAUGUGGCAAAACUUCUCUUGCAACGCCGUGCUGCUGCGGAUUCAGCCGGGAAGAAUGGCCUUACCCCGCUCCAUGUUGCUGCUCAUUAUGACAACCAGAAGGUGGCGCUGCUGUUACUGGAGAAGGGUGCUUCCCCUCACGCCACUGCCAAGAAUGGCUAUACUCCUUUACAUAUUGCUGCCAAGAAGAAUCAAAUGCAGAUAGCUUCAACACUCUUGAACUAUGGAGCUGAGACUAACAUUGUGACAAAACAAGGGGUCACUCCACUUCAUCUGGCCUCCCAGGAGGGGCACACAGAUAUGGUCACCUUGCUUCUGGAAAAAGGAGCCAAUAUCCACAUGUCAACCAAGAGUGGACUCACAUCCUUACACCUUGCAGCCCAGGAAGAUAAAGUGAAUGUUGCUGAGAUACUCACCAAACAUGGAGCUGACCAGGAUGCUCAUACGAAGCUUGGUUAUACUCCUUUAAUUGUGGCCUGUCACUAUGGAAACGUGAAAAUGGUCAACUUUCUUCUGAAGCAGGGAGCAAAUGUCAAUGCAAAAACCAAGAAUGGCUACACGCCUUUGCACCAGGCUGCCCAGCAGGGCCACACGCACAUCAUCAAUGUCCUGCUUCAGCACGGAGCCAAACCCAACGCCACCACAGCGAAUGGCAACACCGCCCUGGCGAUUGCUAAGCGUCUGGGCUACAUCUCGGUGGUCGACACCCUGAAGGUCGUGACAGAGGAGGUGACCACCACCACCACGACAAUCACUGAAAAACAUAAGCUAAAUGUUCCUGAGACGAUGACUGAGGUCCUUGAUGUGUCUGAUGAAGAAGGUGACGACACAAUGACAGGUGAUGGAGGAGAGUACCUUAGGCCUGAAGACCUAAAAGAACUAGGUGAUGACUCUCUACCCAGCAGCCAGUUCCUGGAUGGUAUGAAUUACCUGCGAUACAGUUUGGAGGGAGGACGAUCUGACAGCCUUCGAUCCUUCAGUUCCGACAGGUCACACACCCUGAGCCAUGCCUCCUACCUGAGGGACAGUGCCAUGAUUGACGACACCGUUGUGAUCCCCAGCCACCAGGUGUCAACUCUAGCCAAGGAGGCAGAAAGGAAUUCUUAUCGUCUAAGCUGGGGCACUGAGAAUUUAGACAACGUGGCUCUUUCUUCCAGCCCUAUUCAUUCAGGUUUCCUGGUUAGUUUUAUGGUGGAUGCCCGAGGUGGUGCUAUGCGAGGAUGCAGACACAACGGGCUCCGAAUCAUUAUCCCUCCUCGGAAAUGCACUGCCCCAACACGAGUCACUUGCCGACUGGUCAAACGCCAUAGACUGGCGACCAUGCCUCCAAUGGUGGAAGGAGAAGGCCUGGCCAGUCGCCUGAUUGAAGUUGGACCUUCUGGUGCUCAGUUCCUUGGUAAACUUCACCUGCCAACGGCUCCUCCCCCACUUAAUGAGGGAGAAAGUUUGGUCAGCCGCAUCCUUCAGCUGGGGCCUCCUGGAACCAAAUUCCUUGGGCCUGUGAUUGUGGAGAUCCCUCAUUUUGCGGCUCUUCGAGGGAAGGAACGGGAACUGGUGGUCCUGCGCAGUGAGAACGGGGACAGCUGGAAAGAGCACUUCUGUGAAUACACCGAAGAGGAGCUGAAUGAAAUCCUCAAUGGUAUGGAUGAAGUGCUAGAUAGCCCAGAAGACCUAGAAAAGAAACGAAUCUGCCGCAUCAUCACUCGUGACUUCCCACAGUACUUUGCAGUGGUGUCUCGCAUCAAACAGGACAGCAAUCUGAUUGGCCCCGAAGGAGGUGUGCUGAGCAGCACAGUGGUGCCCCAGGUGCAGGCAGUCUUCCCAGAAGGGGCACUAACUAAGCGGAUCCGUGUAGGCUUACAGGCUCAACCUAUGCACAGUGAACUGGUUAAAAAAAUUCUAGGCAACAAAGCUACCUUCAGCCCAAUAGUCACUUUGGAACCUAGAAGAAGAAAAUUCCACAAGCCAAUUACCAUGACUAUUCCUGUCCCCAAAGCUGCAAGUGAUGUCAUGUUGAAUGGUUUUGGGGGUGAUGCACCAACUUUAAGAUUACUAUGCAGUAUAACAGGUGGAACCACCCCUGCUCAGUGGGAAGAUAUUACAGGAACUACGCCAUUAACAUUUAUCAAUGAAUGUGUUUCCUUUACAACAAAUGUGUCUGCCAGGUUCUGGUUGAUAGAUUGCCGACAGAUCCAAGAAUCCGUUACUUUUGCAUCACAGGUGUAUAGAGAAAUUAUCUGUGUUCCUUAUAUGGCCAAAUUUGUAGUGUUUGCCAAAUCACAUGACCCCAUUGAAGCCAGGUUGAGAUGCUUCUGCAUGACUGAUGAUAAAGUGGAUAAGACCCUUGAGCAACAAGAAAACUUUGCUGAGGUGGCUAGAAGCAGAGAUGUGGAGGUGUUAGAAGGAAAACCCAUCUAUGUAGAUUGCUUUGGAAACCUGGUGCCAUUAACUAAGAGUGGCCAACAUCACAUAUUCAGUUUUUUUGCCUUUAAAGAAAAUAGACUUCCUCUCUUUGUCAAGGUACGUGACACUACUCAGGAACCUUGCGGACGACUAUCAUUUAUGAAGGAGCCAAAAUCCACAAGAGGGCUGGUGCAUCAAGCUAUUUGCAACUUAAACAUCACUCUGCCAAUUUAUACAAAGGAAUCAGAGUCAGAUCAAGAACAGGAAGAAGAGAUCGAUAUGACUUCAGAAAAAAAUGAUGAGACAGAAUCUACAGAAACAUCUAUCCUGAAAAGUCACCUGGUUAAUGAAGUUCCCGUCCUAGCAAGUCCGGAUUUACUCUCUGAAGUUUCUGAGAUGAAACAAGACUUGAUCAAAAUGACUGCCAUCUUGACCACAGAUGUGUCUGAUAAGACAGGCGCUAUUAAAGUGAAGGAGCUGGUGAAGGCGACCGAGGAAGAGCCAGGCGAGCCCUUUGAAAUUGUGGAAAGGGUCAAAGAGGACUUAGAGAAAGUGAACCAAAUCCUGAGGAGUGGAAGCUGUGCGAGAGAUGGAGGCAGUGUGCAAAGUUCUCAGUCAGAAAGAGUGUUAGUGGAAGAGGACUGGGUUGUUGUCAGUGAGGAGGAAAUAGAAGAGGCGAAGCAAAAGGCCCCUUUAGAAAUCACUGAAUACCCAUGUGUAGAAGUUAGACUAGAGAAAGAGGCUAAAGUGAAAGUAGAAAAAGAUUCAACUGGGUUAGUGAACUACCUUAUUGAUGAUCUAAACUCAUAUGCGGGUCAUCAUGAUGUGCAACCGCAGACAGUUAAAGAGAUGACAGGGCAGAAGCGUGAGGCUCUGGCUGGUGGCAGGAGCUCUGGAAAUGAGGGGAAAAGUGCACCUCCAGAUGAGCCUCGGGGUAUCCAGGAACAGCACAAGCCAAACCUGGGAAUAAAGAAGCCAGUGAGAAGGAAAUUAAAAGAAAAACAGAAGCAAAAAGAGGACAGUUUACAAGUUGGUGCAGAUAAAACUGCACUUAAAAAAGGUAGUUCAGAAGAAUCUUUGGAUGAAGACUCAGGCUUAGCCCCUGAGACUCUUCCCACUGUGAAAGCCACAUCUCCUUUGAUAGAGGAAACUCCCAUUGGCUCCAUCAAGGACAAGGUAAAAGCCCUGCAGAAGCGAGUGGAAGAUGAACAGAAAGGUCGAAGCAAGUUGCCAGUCAGAGUCAAAGGCAAAGAAGAUGUGCCCAAAAAGAUCACCCACAGGACACAUACAGCUGCAUCACCCUCGCUGAAAUCGGAAAGGCACUCACCAGUGUCACCUUCCUCUAAACUAGAAAGGCACACUUCUCUUUCCACUUCUGCCAAAACAGAAAAGCAUCCUCCUGCAUCACCGUCAAGUAAAACUGACAAACACUCACCUGUGUCACCCUCUUCAAAAACAGAAAGACAUCCGCCUGCCUCAUCAAGUAAAACCGAGAAGCACUCACCUGUUUCACCUUCGGUGAAAGCAGAGAGACACUCCCCUGGGUCACCGUCAACAAAAGCAGAAAGACACUCGCCUGCAUCCCCUUCAGGUAAAACAGACAAACGUCCACCUGUCUCACCAUCUGGGAGAACAGAGAGACACCCACCAGUUUCACCAGGAAGGACAGAAAAACGAUUACCUGUGUCACCUUCUGGAAGAAUGGAGAAACACCCACCUGUGUCAACCUCUGGGAAAACAGAAAAGCACCUACCGGUAUCACCUUCGGGUAAAGCAGACAAGCAACCACCUGUCUCCCCUACCUCAAAAACAGAAAGAAUUGAAGAGACGAUGUCUGUUCGUGAACUGAUGAAAGCUUUCCAGUCAGGUCAGGACCCCUCUAAACAUAAGACAGGACUCUUUGAACAUAAAUCAGUAAAACAAAAGCAGCCACAAGAAAAAAGCAAAGUUCAGAAAGAAAAGGGACCGAUUACCCAGAGAGAAACUCAGAAAAUAGAGAGUCAGACAAUCAAGCGAGGACAGAGAUUUUUAGUAACAGGUGCUUCAGAGUCCAAACGAGGAGUCCGUGUUUCCUCGAUAGGUUUCAAGAAAGAAGAUGUAGUUGGAGAAAAGGAGAAAGCUUUCAGUCACAAAACACCUGAGCCUGUUCAGCCAGCCGUCCAAGAAGAAAGUAAAAAAGAGACUGAGGUCCCCCAAGAAAAGGUGACUGAUGAACAAGGAGAAAUGGAUCUCCAAAUUAGCCCGGACAGGAAAACGUCCACUGACUUUUCUGAGGUCAUUAAGCAAGAGUUAGAAAACAAUGACAAAUACCAACAAUUCCGCUUGAACGAAGAGACUGAAAAGGCCCAGCUUCACUUAGACCAAGUUCUUACGAGCCCGUUCAAUACAACAUUCCCGCUAGAUUAUAUGAAAGAUGAAUUCCUUCCAGCUUUGUCGUUACAGAGCAGUGCUUUAGACGGUAGUUCUGAGAGCCUAAAGCAUGAAGGGAUUGCAGACUCGCCAUGUGGCAGCCUGAUGGAAGGGACCCCUCAAAUUAGUUCAGAAGAAAGCUAUAAGCAUGAAGGUCUAGCAGAGACCCCAGAGACAAGUCCAGAAAGCCUUUCUUUCUCACCAAAGAAAAGUGACCAACAAAUUGAGGAAACUACCAAGUUAGAAACAGCAAUGGAAAGUCAUUCUGAAAAAGAACUUCCCACCACCAAAGACAGUAGUGAUAGUUCUGAAGAGCAAGGUGCUGUAGUCCCUGAAGGCACAGAUGGCUCUGAUGAUUGUAUUCUAAAAGAGGCCACCCUAGAAUCAAAAGCUGAGCAGGGAGAUAGCACUGGCAUAGACAAUCUACCAUUAGUGGAAGAAACAACCAAAAGACUGACUGAGGAAGUUACUUAUGAUGAAAAUCAAGUAGCAAGUAGUGGUUCAACCCCUAAGACACAAACUGAUAUUGAGGUUCAGAAAUCCACCACCACUGAACUCUCAGACGAGGUCACGACCUCACCAUUACCUGAUACUUCUGUGAAGAUGGACUCAGGGACUGAAUCAAAGCCUCAGGGAGUCAUUAGAAGCCCCCAAGGAUUAGAACUUGCACUCCCUAGCCGCGAUAGUGAAGUCCUCAGCCCUAUGGCUGAUGAAUCUUUAGCUGUAAGCCACAAAGACUCUCUGGAAGCCAGCCCUGUACUGGAAGAUAACUCCUCUCACAAAACCCCAGAUUCUCUGGAACCCAGUCCUCUGAAAGAAUCUCCUUGUCGUGACUCUCUUGAGAGCAGCCCUGUUGAACCAAAGAUGAAGGCUGGCAUUCUUCCAAGUCAUUUUCCUCUUCCUUCAGCCAUCACCAAAGCAGAACUUGUUACAGAAGUGGCCACCAUGCGGUCCCGGUUACUCCGAGACCCUGACGGCAGCGCUGAGGAUGACAGUCUUGAGCAGACAUCACUCAUGGAGAGCUCAGGGAAGAGCCCCCUUUCUCCUGACACACCCAGCUCUGAAGAAAUUAGCUAUGAGGUCACACCUAAAGCCACAGAUGUCAGCACACCUAAACCGGCCGUGAUUCACGAGUGUGCAGAGGAGGAUGACUCUGAAAAUGGAGAGAAGAAGAGGUUCACUCCCGAGGAGGAAAUGUUUAAAAUAGUAACCAAAAUCAAGAUGUUUGAUGAACUUGAACAGGAAGCAAAGCAAAAAAGAGAUUACAAGAAAGAACCCAAGCAAGAAGAGUCUUCAUCCUCUGACCCAGAUGCUGACUGUUCAGCAGAGGUGGACGAGCCAAAGUGUGUGGAAAAUGGUGGUGGGGAAAGUGAUAUUCCUGUAGUAAUGACGUCAGAAAGCCGCAAGACUUCUUCCUCCUCAGAAAGUGAACCUGAGCUGACCCAGUUGAAAAAAGGUGCUAACUCAGACCUCUUAGCAGAACCAGUUAUUCGAGUAGAACCUCCAUCGCCACUUCUAUCCAGCAUGGAUUCCAGUUCCAGUCCUGAAGAAGUACAGUUCCAACCAAUAGUUUCGAAACAAUACACCUUCAAGAUGAAUGAAGAGAUUCUGGAAGAGCCAGGAAAAUGCAAAGAAGAAAAAGACUGUGAAUCUCGUUUGCCAGAAGAUAGCCAUGCUAUUUCCACUGAUGGUCCAGACACGUCUUAUGAUGAUCUAAGCAGAGACGUUGAGCAGCCUAAAAUCUGUGAUGGGCAUGGCUGUACGCCUGUGAGUCCUGGCGACUCAACCACUCCAAUCUGUUCAGGUCUACAGAGCUCAGCCGCUGCUCAUAUGGAUGAACAGCUGCUCAUCCAUAAAGAAUCCUUAGCUCUUGAAGACAGUCACAAAAUAGACACAGAAGAUGAAGAGCUUGAUGGUUCAAAAGUAGAAUCUUUGAAAGUAGAAUGUUCCAGUGAAAGCUCUUCAUCUUUGUCCUCUCUGACUCAUUGUCCAGUAUCUGAAGGCAAAGAACUAGAUGAAGACAUAUCAUCUACAUCUUCUGCUGUAAAAAUGGAGAUCACACAAAAUGACCAAAGUUUAGGGAGUCUGCCAGCAGAUUGUUCCACUGAAGAGUCUUCCCAAACUAUGCAAACAGAUAGAUUAUCCAUAGAUGUUCCAGUGUCCGAUCCAACUGAAAUGGAUGGAAUCUAUGAUACUCAAAUCAUAAGCCCUUAUGAAAAUGUUCCUUCCCAAUCCUUUUUUUCAAGUGAAGAAAUGCAAACCCAAACAGAUGUGAGACACACCACAAGUUUUCACUCUUCAGAAGUAUACUCUGUUGUUGUCACAUCCUCUGUUGAAAAUGUCGUAGUGGAAAACUCCUCUAGCGGAACUGUUUCAAGAGAACAAUCUAAUUUUGAAACCCAGGCCCUGGGAGUAGAAUCAGAACAGGACAACUCAGUGUGGGAAAAGCAAUCAGAAAGCAGUGCCUCAUCUUUAGAGCCUCAGGUACCAAAAGAAUCAACAGCCAUGAGUGGACAAGUAAGCAAAGUCAUUAUCACAAAAACGGAUGUGGAUUCUGAUUCCUGGAGUGAAAUCCGUGAAGAUGAUGAAGCCUUUGAGGCACGAGUAAAAGAGGAAGAACAAAAAAUAUUUGGUUUGAUGGUAGACCGACAAUCACAGGGGACUACCCCUGACACUACUCCUGCUAGGACCCCAACUGAGGAGGGGACGCCAACGAGUGAACAAAAUCCAUUCCUCUUUCAGGAAGGAAAGCUGUUCGAGAUGACCCGAAGUGGUGCUAUUGAUAUGACCAAAAGAAACUAUGCAGAUGAAAGUUACCACUUUUUUCAAAUUGGACAAGAAUCCGGAGAUGAGACUCUUUCUGAAGACAUGAAAGUCGGGGUUCCUAAGACUGAGGCCCCACAGCUGGAAACAUCGGCUGAGCCACUAACACUUUCAGCUUCAAAAGACACAGUAGAUGAUGAAACGGACCUACUUCCAGCUGACCUGAAUGAAAGUGGAGAUGAGGUAUCUGCCACAGAUACUCAACUUAAGUCCCAAAUGGGGAUGACAGCUUCUAUUGAAACCUCAACCAAAGAGGAUACUUCUGCAGGGGAAGAAGAGCUCUCCACCAUGCCAGUGGCUGACACAUCUGCAGUGUCCAAUAUGAAGCAGACAUCUUGCCCUGACUCUCCUGAACCAGUACAAGUGCAGUUAGACUUUUCCACAGUCACCAGGUCUAUAUAUUCAGAAAGGGAUGAUGAUUCUCCUGAUUCUUCCCCAGAGGAACAAAAAUCUGUGAUUGAAAUCCCUACUGCACCCAUGGAGAAUGUGCCUUCUACUGAAAGCAAAUCCAAAAUACCUGUAAGGACUGUGCCUGCUGCAGCACCAGCACCUCCAUCUGCAGAGUGCGAAACUGCCCUUUCUGACAAUUUCUUGCCCAGUCUGGAUGAUGAAAGUAAGGAGGAUGAAGCCAAACCAAAGUCCAAAAUCCCUAUUAAAGCACCCAGCCAAAGAGCCGAGCAACAGCCUCCACACCUAGACUCAUCUCUCCAGGAGAUGGUGGCUCCUGAGGGUGUGGACGUGGCAAGCAGAGCACCAGAUAAUAGAAGCAAAUCUGAAUCUGAUGCUAGUAUUUUGGACUCAACAGUCAAAAGUCCAGUAAAAAGUAGAAGUUACAAUGAGGCAGAAACAGAGAGCAGGGAGAAAGCAGAGGAACUUGAGUUAGAAUCAGAAGAAGGGGCAACAGGACCAAAGAUUUUUUCAUCACGAUUGCCAGUUAAGAGCAGAACUACCACAUCUUCCUGCAGAGGGAGCAUGAGCCCCACAAAAGAAAGUAAGGAACAUUUCUUUGACAUGUACAGAAACUCUAUAGAAUUCUUUGAGGAGAUUAGUGAUGAGGCCUCCAAGUUAGUGGAUAGGCUUACGCAGUCAGAAAGGGAGCAGGAUUUAGUUUCAGAUGAUGAGAGUAGUAGUGCCCUGGAAGUGUCAGUAAUUGAAAAUCUACCACCUGUUGAGACCGAGCACUCAGUUCCUGAGGACAUCUUUGACACAAGGCCCAUUUGGGAUGAGUCCGUUGAGACUCUGAUUGAGCGCAUCCCUGAUGAAAAUGGCCAUGACCAUGUUGAAGAUCCACAGGAUGAGCAGGAACGGAUCGAGGAGAGACUGGCUUAUAUUGCUGAUCACCUUGGCUUCAGUUGGACAGAAUUAGCAAGAGAACUAGAUUUCACUGAAGAGCAAAUUCAUCAAAUUCGAAUUGAGAACCCCAACUCCCUCCAAGACCAGAGCCAUGCACUGCUGAAGUACUGGCUGGAAAGGGAUGGGAAACAUGCUACAGAGUCCAAUCUUAUUGAAUGUCUUACCAAGAUCAACCGAAUGGAUAUUGUUCAUCUCAUGGAGGCCAGCACAGAACCUCUUCAGGAGCGCAUCAGUCACAGCUAUGCAGAAAUUGAACAAACCAUUACAUUGGAUCAUAGUGAAGGAUUCUCAGUACUUCAGGAGGAGCUAUGCACUACACAGCACAAAGAGAAAGAACAGCUCGUGUCUAAAGAAAACGAAUCCUGUGAUCAUCCUCCUAUCGUAUCAGAGGAAGAUAUCUCUGUCAGUUAUUCCACCUUUCAGGAUUGCAUCCCCAAAACUGAGGCGGGAAGUUCAGGAACAGAGCUUUUACCCCAAAGUGACAAGGAGCAAGUUCAACAAGAUUUCUCAGGGAAAAUGCAAGACUUGAUUGAAGGGUCAUCUCUUGAACAUCAGCAAGAAUACUUUGUGACAAGCCCAGGAACAGAUGUGUCAGAAACGCAAAAGCUUACAGUGGUUUCUGGAUCUCCCAGCAAGACACCUGAAGAAAUCAGUACCCCUGCUGAGGAGGAGAGGCCAUAUCUCCAAACCCCAACACCAAGUGAAAGAGGCAGUUCUCCCAUCAUACAAGAACCCGAAGAGUCCCCGGCGCAGAAAGAAGAGAGUUCUCCACGAAGAACAAGCCUUGUGAUAGUGGAGUCGGCCGAUGACCAGCCACACAAUAUUGAUAUGCCUGAUGAAGACGCGGCUUUUCAAAAGGGAGAUGAUAUGCCAGACAUACCCCCCGAAACAGUCACAGAGGAAGAAUACAUUGAUGAGCAUGGACACACGGUGGUCAAAAAGGUUACUAGAAAAAUCAUUAGGCGGUAUGUAUCCUCCGAUGGCAUAGAGAAAGAAGAGAUUACAAUGCAGGGAAUGCCACAGGAACCUGUUAUCAUCGAGGAAGGGGAUGGCUUUUCCAAAGUAAUAAAACGAGUUGUUCUAAAGAGUGACACCGAGCAGUCUGAGGACAACCAUGAGUAAAGCCAGCACCCAGAAGAGGGCUGUGGUGAAGGACCAGCAUGGAAAACACAUUCACUUGGAGCAUCUGGAGGAUGUCCCAGAAGCACUAGACCAGGACGACCUCCAGCACGACCUCCAGCGACUCCUUCGGCAUUUCUGCAGGGAGGACUCAAAGCCAGAGGCCAAAUAAGGGGCUGCCCAAUUCUCACACCAGAAACCCCACACUCACUCAAUAUGCAACUUCCCAUUUCACUAGCGGAGUGACCGUGUCCGGCUUCAUUAAUGGGACACCCUGACACUUUUCGGCAAAUACACUGCAUUCUCCUUUAGUUUUCCCCUACCUUUUCACCUGUCCACUAAGUUGUGACCAAAGAUAGCAUCCUUUCUACUGGAUGCUGUAUCCACUACUUUGUUGUGUCCGUGCGAACUUGGGAUCUGGCCACCUCAAUUGUUCUUUGCUUCUGCACAAGCUCCAUGAAAAUCCAUUGAUCAGAAGAACUUCACCUGCAGACCUCUUCAAGUGAGGACAUAGAGAAACACCUCAGAGGGAGAUCCAUGUACAAUGUAUAUAGUUGAAAUGCUCAGAUGAACAACCUGUUACAAUUAAAACCACUGCCUACCAUAACUACACUGGGCAUCAUGGAAUAAAAGGCCUCUAGAAAUUACUGAACAAUGGUUAAUUAAGAUAUUGCUAACACAAUCGGAGGAGAAUACAGUUCUCUACUGCAAAAGGAGCACUUCAGACCUACCAUGUCCUUAGAACUUCCAGAGUAGCCACUGCUUCGAGUUAAAAGAUGGGUUAAUAACCAUGAAGAACUGUUCUUACUAAGACAUUAUGGCUGGUGCUGGACAGACUCGAUUUCUGACUCUCCAGCAGCUCCUCCAAUGGAGAGAAGAAGGCGAACAGAAUUAAAGAGUGAGGUAUUCAGUUGCUAGCAGCUACAUCUGUGGUGUUCUAGCAUCUUCAGGUCUUUUAGAUUUGAACAAGUUGGCAGGGUAUUUUAAAAAGCUAUAACUACUGUAGUUUUUCAGUUUUCAUUGCUGCUUUAGCAAACCACACUGUCUUACUGGUGGUACUUUCUUCUGUCCACUGCACUGUAGAUAAUUCAUUGGAAACAAGAUAAUACCCGUGACACAAAAGCUUAAACUCCUUCACCAUGUUUGAGUGGUUAAUUUUUUUUUCUUUUCCCAGGUUUAUAUCUUCUCUAAUACCUGCAUGUGGCAUUUAAAAAAUUAAAACCUACAGAACUCUCUACUAAUCCCAUUAAUGAUUUUUUUUCCCAUUCUUUAUCCAUGAAUUGAGCAGUUAUCACUUCUCAGUGAAGUCUGAUUUUCAGCUUGCAGAAAAGAUUGAGAAAUCUUUAAAAUCUGGUUUUGGUUAAAAACGUUGGCUUAUAUAUUUGAAACCCAGACUCCCCUGGGAACGCUUACGUGCACUGUAAUGCUUAAGUGCAUUUGUGCACUUUUCUAUUUGUUUGCUUCAAAGAAGGGAAUAGAACAAUCUGAAUGAUUCCCAUGUUGUAGCCCUUAUUCCUCUAGUGGUUGAAGCAGUGUAGCAUUUUAACAUAUAUCUAUAUUCGCAAAUAUAUUCAUAUAAACAGUAUACAUUUGAAUCAGUUAUUUGUUAAAGAAAAGUAUAUUCAAUGAAGAAGACAUUAAAAAAAUUCCUCCAGGGAUUGAAAAUUUUCCAACUCUAUCUGGUCCUUUCCUGUUGUGCAGAUAUGACUCAGUGCUCCAAAUGUCAAAAACAAAUGCGACAAACAAUAGCACUUCAUCAUUUAAAAUAACAUUGCCAAGGGAGAAAAAUGUUCUGGGAGGGAGGUUUCCCGGAAGCCAAACCUCCUGAGCCUCUAAUGCUAGCACUUUCUGGCUGUCAGAUAGGAAAGAAAGCAUUCUUUGGCAGCCAAAAUGAGAGAGGCCCAUGGUGAAACUUUUUGAGACACACCGUGGCCUUUUUUGUCAAAACCUUCACUGGAGCUCAAGAAAAGCAUUUCUGUUGUGUUAUUUGCAGUGCAGAUGAUGUCUGUGUAACAACAUAAUGGUUAUUCACCUUUUUUUUGAAAAUUGAUUUUUGCUGUGUUAUCAAAAAAACUUGAAUACUGUGAGAAGAAGUGAAUUUUCAGUUGAUGAAUCAGCAUCUUGUUCCCAUGGUGAUAACACUAAUUGAAUAUAUCUAUGAGGGCAUGUAUUAGUUAAUGGAAAAAAAAAUACAACACUAACAAUACAUAGCUGCAAUGUGUACAAUGGCUGAUUUACUUAAAUAAAAUGUACAAGUGUUAAAUGUGGC
Molecule: messenger RNA, 14204 nt
Organism: Elephantulus edwardii (Cape elephant shrew)
Lineage: Eukaryota; Metazoa; Chordata; Mammalia; Macroscelidea; Macroscelididae
Gene: ANK2
Product: ankyrin 2, neuronal
Exons: 46
Coding region: 101-11938 (3945 amino acids)
Biological process (GO): signal transduction; regulation of cardiac muscle contraction; protein localization to T-tubule
Cellular component (GO): T-tubule
Molecular function (GO): protein binding
Source: RefSeq, a predicted model, not a curated record